Messenger RNA from Caretta caretta (loggerhead turtle), 666 nucleotides. RefSeq names its product B-cadherin-like. Gene Ontology annotation, biological process: cell-cell junction assembly; cell-cell adhesion mediated by cadherin; adherens junction organization. Gene Ontology annotation, molecular function: beta-catenin binding; calcium ion binding; cadherin binding. The record is from RefSeq and is a predicted model, not a curated record. NCBI's taxonomy places the organism in Eukaryota, Metazoa, Chordata, Testudines, Cheloniidae. Gene Ontology annotation, cellular component: adherens junction; cytoplasm; catenin complex.
AUGGGGCCCCUUGAGGAGAGUGUAGCAGCUCUGGGUCCACCAGCGCUCCCUGGAAAUAGGUGUCGUGAUUCUGGCCCAGGAUCUCCAGCUGCGGCUCCCUUUGGAGCCCAGAAGCUGAAGCAGCUGCACUGUGCCCCUGUGUGGAGGGUUCCGGCCAGUCAGAGCGGCGCCCUACAGUCCAGCCUGUCCCUUCCAUUGCAGUACCAAGCCACGGUGCCCGAGAACGAAGUGGGGGUGCUGGUUGCCAGGCUGAGUGUGUCGGACAGGGACAAGCAGGGCUCUCCGGCCUGGCAGGCGAAGUACAAGAUUGUGAGAGGGAACGAAGGGGGCUUUUUCACCAUAACCACGGAUCCCAACAACAACAACGGGGUCCUGGAGACUUCCCAGGGCCUGGAUUUUGAGGUGCAAAGACAGUUCAUCCUCAACGUUAUCGCAAUGAACGACAUUCCCUUCUCCGUGUCUCUCCCAACUUCCACAGCCACCGUUACUGUGAACGUUGAGGAUGUGAACAAAGCCCCAGUCUUCGAUCCACCUAUCAAAAGCCUGAGGCCAGCAGGAGAGGUUGCACUGGGAACUGGGCACAGAACACUCCUUAGGGACCCUGGUCCCGCUUGUUGUGGGAAUGGCUGACGGGCGAGGGAGGAGCUACAGUUACACUUAGGGAGC